AUGCCUUCACACCUCACACGCCUCGUGUUCCGCAGCAUCAUCGCCGAUGAACCUCUCCUAUAUCGAGGAUGUCGCCUCCGAGCCGUCCGACCGCAUUUGGUCAAUCGCACCGCCCGAGUCCUCCCCCACAUCCAGCGCCGGACCUUCCUCGACCUGUUCAAGCAACGGCGGAAAGUCAAGCCCAUGAAGAUACCUGCCGGCUUGGAGACCCUGUCUGAAGUCGGCUACAAAACCGAGCAUGGCUUGCGACCGCCCGAACCCAAGGUCGUUGCAGAGGCUUUCAAGGUCUACUUUGCGCAGAGGAAGGGGACAUUUGAAGAAUUCCAUAUUGGAAAAGCAUUCCCAGCCUUUGUUUACUUGCUCGACAAUCCGAAACCAGACGGGACACCCUGGCUUAGCGCCACCGAACUCAGUGACCACGUCUACUUCAAAAUGCUCAAGACCGAAGCUCGACCUAGGGGCGACGCCAAGGUUCACAUCAUGUUCGGGAAGGCGCUGAUCGAAGAGUACGCCAGACUAAUGAAACUUGAUCCAACAGACACGGGUGGGGAUGCAUCGCUUCCUUUAGAGGACAAUCUCAACGUGAAAAAGGUACGACUACUUUCGGCCCUGGGAGCCGCUAAAGAAGCGAGGGACAUUGCCAUGUCCUCUUACAAGUAUGAACCUACCUCACCUCCCGAGUACCUUCGACUGGUUCGUAAAGUCUGGGGCAUUGUACUCGCAGGUAUUGUCCGCGAGGGCAACAUCGAUGAGGUACGGAGGACGACAGAGAUCAUAGAGCAACAGUCGAUCCCUAUGGAUGCUAAGAUGCAAGAAAAUCUUGUCAAUUUCUUCUGCGAGAAGAAAGCCAUGGACGACGUAAAGUUUUGGUACAAGUUCCCCAUUACUGAGGGUGAUAAGGUCGCGAAGCCUGGUACACUGGCCCUCGCGGCUUUAUUACGAGCAUGUGCUCUUGUUGGCGAUUUGACCUACGGUCAACAGGUGGUGACCUCACUACUCCAGAACGACGUACCCCAAAAGGGAGCAUGGGAUGCUAUUUUCCUCUGGUCCGCCGCCAUUGGCAAGGGGGUAGACGAGGUUGAUCGCAUGAUGAGUGUCAUGAUCCGACGCAACGACGAGGCACGGAACAAAGAUCGUUCAAUCCAGUUGAUUCGGCCCGACGUCGACACCAUCAACAUGCUGGUUGAUUUUGCCAACUCGAAGAAAGAUCCCUACUCGGCUGAACGUUACAUUGCUCUUGGCGAAAAGCGUGGAAUCAUGCCAGACGAGAAGACAUAUGCAAUGCAAAUCAAGUACCGGCUGUCCGUCAACGACAUUGAUGGCGCACGAGCUGCUUACUUCAAUCUCCAGGGAGAGUUCUCUGGGGCAGAGGAGAGUGUGGCAGUCGUCAACCAGCUGAUCCGAGCGUUGUGCGAGUCUCAGCAGCAUCUUUUCGAUGAGCUGAUGGUCAUGGUCGACGACUUGCAUGAGCGCAAGGCUCUUUUUGAUCCAGAGACCAUCGCAGCUCUAUGCGUCCUGCAUCUAAAACGAGGCGAGGCGAUUGAUGCUCUUGACCUCUUGCAGACUCAUGCACAUUCCUACACGCCAGAGCAGCGAACGCACAUUCGAAAAGGGCUCGCAGCCUUUGUUCUUGACGGCGAUACCAGCACAGCAGAUGCAUGGGAGACUUACCAGAUCCUUCGCCAAGUCUUUCAAGAAACACCCCGUGCAGACCGCAUCGAGCUCAUGAACGCAUUCUUCACUCGUAAACGCUCAGACAUGGCCUGCCACGUGUUCUUUCAUAUGCGCAACCAUGUUGUCCCUGAAAUUCGCGCCGACGCCGAUGUGUAUGUCGCAGCAUUCGCCGGAUUCGCGCGAAAUGCUGAUGCUGAAUCCUUGGAGCUGGCGCACAACCAACUGAAGCUGGAUCUGACCGUGGACUUCAACACACGGCUGCGAAACGCUCUCAUGCUAGCUUACGGCGCGACCGAGCAGAACCUCAAGGCCAUGCGCUUCUGGCGCGAAAUCUGCGAGUCCAAGGAAGGGCCAUCAUAUAACAGCAUUCCCAUCGUCUUCAGAGCUUGCGAGACCAUGCACUACGGCUGGGGGCAUGCGAGGUCGAUCUGGAAGCGACUCAAGGAGCAAGACGUUGAGAUUGACAGAAAUAUAUGGAAAGCAUACAUGUGCGCCAUGGCACGUAACUCUCAGCACGACGAGGUGCAGAACAUGAUCGAAAAUGUAGAGGAAGAGUAUGGAUUUAUCCUAGAUCUUGACAUGUAA
This is a messenger RNA of Parastagonospora nodorum SN15, 2259 nucleotides long. RefSeq lists its product as hypothetical. The coding region runs from base 1 to 2259 and encodes 752 amino acids. The transcript has a single exon. NCBI's taxonomy places the organism in Eukaryota, Fungi, Ascomycota, Dothideomycetes, Pleosporales, Phaeosphaeriaceae. The record is from RefSeq and is a predicted model, not a curated record. Gene Ontology annotation, molecular function: protein binding.